This is a messenger RNA of Paraglomus occultum, 528 nucleotides long. Lineage: Eukaryota; Fungi; Glomeromycota; Glomeromycetes; Paraglomerales; Paraglomeraceae. The record is from the annotation of a GenBank genome assembly.
AUGGAGGACGUUCGCUUGAGCUGUUCGUCACCUAAAAGAAUCUGGUUGAAAUAUGGUGACGGCCGACCGGUUAGCCUCAUGUUUGACGGAGAUAUUGUGGACGACUUGGUAGAAGUGGUUAAGAAAGAGUUGCCAAAUGAGUUGGACGACAGCUUUAAUAACAGCUCAAAGACACCUCUCAAGCUUAUUGUGAAUGCACCUGCGCCCAAUAAGAGAAACAGAAAAUCCGAAGAAACGUCCCCUCAUGAGCAAUACAUGGGAGACCUCAAGCGCAUCAAAAAAUCUCCCAGUGAAAUGGUAAAGAAAUUCAAUAAGGCCAUUCAGCGACAAGAUAGAACGGAAGAACUUGGAUUGACUCCUGAUGUUGUUGAGUCGGCAAAGAAAUCCUUGUUCAAAUUCGCCCAAAUGGAUGAGGAACAUGUAGAACCCGAAUCUAGUGAAGUCGUCGUUCAGGAAAACGUGCCACUUGACAAAUUUCUGAAAUAUGGUGAUGGCCGACCGGUUAGCCUCAUGUUUGACGGAGACGAU